GACUUUUCCAUCUUCUGGAAAAUUUGUAGUCGUAUCUUUUGUCUUUACUAAAAAGAGCAUUCAAGAACAAAAUUUCUUCGAGAAAAAAACAAUUGAUUUGCUGAGUAAAAACUAUCGCUCCCACACAAAGAUGAUGACCUUCCAACUACCAAUAAUUUUGUUGCUGGCGUUUUCGUGGAUCAUUCCUGCUCGCACAACCAUUGGCGAUUGGGAAGCUUGUGGCGGAAGAUUAGAGCGUGCUCUGGAUACACUUCACAAAGAUUCUAGCAGAAGAAACAGACUGAAAGAAGAGGAGGCUGAUUUGUUUUAUCAACAAGAACUUCGUUCUGCUCCACUCGAGAUGUCAGUUUCCCGGAUUACCGUUAAAUUGCCACAAGGCGCCAGAGAUGUUGGGAAUCAAUGGGCACGGGUAGAAAAAUGUGUUUACGAGCCCAACAACAAUUCUCUUCAAACUCGAGUGAUGUUCAACGACUUAUCUGUCACUGGUUUGGUAUCAUUGAUGCCACGGGAUCAUCAGCCACCGAUAUUAGCGGAAUCUUGUAGAAUGACUCUGAGAUUAAGACGCGCAGGGGUUGAUUUCUUGACCAGCCCGAUUGCUCGUGGCAGAGGGCAAAUGCGUAUUCGAACCGAAUCUAGCUUUCUGGAACCAAGAUUCGCCUCCAUUUACGCUUACGGUUGUCAUCCUACGCGUUUAGACAAACAGAUCAAAAGGCAGGAUAAGUGGCCUCCGCUCCAUCCACCUCGAGAUGAGUACACGCUGCUGCCUGUAACACAUGGGGACGAGUAUGAGGCAGCAGAACCACGGCAAUUGAUAGGUGUUUCAAAGGAAGUGGAUGUCGUCAUCCCAAACGAAACUCGUCAGUCUCGCUUCCUUAGUUCACCCGUUGCAAAACUAGGUAUCUGGAGAAAGAACGUUUGGCUCACUAAGCCUUCGUCGCAGGAAAGGGAAGCCCUCGCAGAGUCCAGCGUUCUGAAAAAUGCUCCCUUGAGCAUUCUUCGGUUUCCAGGAUCUUUCGAAAGUAGUCAGGAAGCUAGCGAUCGUUCCAUAAGAAUCUUAAGAUCGGUGGAGACGAUUGCCUCUCACGAUUUUGCAAGUUCGUUGACCAAGAGGCCUACGGACAACGAAAGUGGCAAUUGCACCGCACGAGCGAAUAACUUAAAUAACGUAACCGAGAUAUCUUUGAAGAAUUUGAACGAUAGCGAGACAAAGUCGAACUUUAAGAGAGAGAACACGUAUCCAUUUACGCGAAACGAUGAUCCAAAAGAAACCAGACACGUGUACGUCGAUGAAGCAUUGGAUAAUAUCUUUCCGGUCGAUAUAGAAAAUGAUAGCAGAAGUUGGCAGUCUAAAGAACACAUUGCCAGAGAAAUGGAAGAUGUAUUUCUUCGCGGUGCCAGCCAAGCUUUGACCAGAUAUAUCGAGAAACAAUUACAUCCCGCCAUUAAGGAAACAUUGAUGAUUUCUAUGGGAUAUACCAUUAGUUACGGAUAACACACUUGUCUUUUUACACUUGUUAGCAAUUUUUAGGAGCGUGAUUUUAAUUCUAGCACAUGAUAAAGAAACCGAGGAAAUCUAAGGACAAUUAGAGUUACAAUUUUGUCAUUGAUGUCUAGUCUUAUCCUAAUAAAAUUGGAAUUAAAAUUUAUUUGGACAUUCAUGGAACAAUGUAAUUUAAACUGCGUAUUGUACCAGUAUACCUCUUCACAUAUUCUACUAUCCUGCUACCAGGAGUAUUCUCCGGAAGCGCCGACUCAUACAAUCCAUCCCCACCACACUAACCUGGGUAUUGAUUGAUCAUUUAAAACUGUGGGCGACGAAUCUUAUGGUCAUUCCACCUCGUCUACUUAUCGCGCAUACUACACUGCAGACCCUAGCUACUCAUCACGGUAGAAUAACAAGAUAGACCAGCAGGAAAAUAUUAUUUACAAUGCAUGUAACAUAAUUGUAAAAAUACUGUGUAAAUCUUGUAUUAAUCA
Molecule: messenger RNA, 1977 nt
Organism: Megachile rotundata (alfalfa leafcutting bee)
Lineage: Eukaryota; Metazoa; Arthropoda; Insecta; Hymenoptera; Megachilidae
Source: RefSeq, a predicted model, not a curated record